This is a messenger RNA of Cynara cardunculus var. scolymus (artichoke), 3242 nucleotides long. Its product is annotated as nitrate regulatory gene2 protein-like. The record is from RefSeq and is a predicted model, not a curated record. The transcript has 5 exons. Bases 202 to 2895 code for a protein of 897 amino acids. NCBI's taxonomy places the organism in Eukaryota, Viridiplantae, Streptophyta, Magnoliopsida, Asterales, Asteraceae.
CCGCUACUUCUACAAACCGACGAGAUAUUCCCCGCUGUCAAAGAUUCCUCCACCGGCCCCCUUUCCCCCUUUCUCUUGAAAUCCCUAAAUUUUCAAUCCCCACCGAGUUUUUCUUAAUUCCAAUCUACCCCCUUUGAAAUCCAUCCUUUUCUCCGAUUCAAUUUGGUGAAAAGAUUGGAUUUUUAUCAAUAAAUAGGGUGUAUGGGUUGUGUGGGUUCCAAGGCGGAGGAGUCGCCGGCGGUGGCGCUGUGUAGGCAGAGAUGCACCUUCCUCGACGAAGCGAUCCACCAGCGAUAUGUCCUGGCCGAAGCUCAUUUAGCUUAUUUUCACUCGCUCAAGAACGUCGGUGUUUCGCUUCAUCGUUUCUUCAAUAUCCACUCCGCCGCCGUGCAGGGUGGGAGUAGCCCUCCGUCUCCGGUGCUCAACCUUCCUCCUCAACGGAAGGGAGAUUCUUCAAAGACUCCAGCUACUGCGGUUGUUCAUGAUCAUUCGCAUUCGAAUUCCGGUUCAUCUCACCUUCAUUUUCACUCUGAUUCCGAUGAAGAUUCCGGCGACGAUGAUGGUUCUAUUCAUUUACACUCUGUAAAUGACGGUUCAUCACCAUUGCAUCAACACCGACCGUACGGAAAUUUACCCUACUCUGAUCACCACGAAACUGCAGGUUCUUCUUAUCCCCCUGCUGGUUAUCCUCCGCCAGAUUAUCCACCGUCCGGUUACCCUCCGCCAGAUUAUCCACCGUCCGGUUAUCCUCCGUCAGGUUACCCACCUUCCGGCUAUCUUCCGUCUGCCGGUUAUCCUUCGUCAGGUUAUCCCCCUGCUGGUUAUCCUCCAUCUGGUUAUCCGCCGGCAGAUUAUCCUCCGUCAGGAUAUCCUCCAACGGGUUAUGCUCCGUCAGGUUAUCCUCCUGGUCGUUACACGAUGAAUUUUAUGAGAAAGCAACCGACUCCGUCCGUCGUGUACCAGCAACGGCCAAUGAGUCCGGAGGCUAUACGUUACGGUGAAGCUUCUUCAUCAUCAUCAUAUUAUAACAACAAUUCUAAUUAUCAAAACCUUAAUUCUUACUCGUAUAACAACAAUUACUCUAACUACGGUGAGUUUUUCGGCUCUUCUUCUCGACAACCACCGUACGGCGGUGUCUCAUCGCCUCCGCCGAUGUUACAAACAGAAGCAUCAUCUUCUUAUUCGAAACCCCCUUCUCCUCCUCCGCCUCCACCGCCACCAAGCUCGACGUGGGACUUUUUGAAUCCAUUUCAGACGGUUGAUAACUAUUAUUCUACUCCUUAUACACCAAGUCUUGAUUCAAGAGAAGUGAGGGAAGAAGAGGGUAUUCCUGAUUUGGAAGAUGAAGAUUCCUUCCAGGGUGAAGUUGUUAAAGAAAUACAUUCUUCAAAUGAGAAGUUUGUUGAUGGUGGUGGUGGUGGCGGUGGUGGCGGUGGUGGUGGUAAUGUUGGUUCAAAGAAGGCGGCAGUGGUUGAUGAGGAUAGUGAGAAAAGCUCUGUGGCUGAGCUGCAUUAUAGAAGUGGACCAAGUGUUCCUGAAGAUGAACCAGUGGAAUUUGAUGUUCAUGUGGUGGACAAAGAAGAGACAUCUAGAGGGGAAAAACCUCUUGCUGACUUUCAGAAUGAUUCAGAAGUUGUGAGAGAAAUUCAAAUCCAAUUCGAUCGUGCAUCAGAAUCCGGAAACGAGCUAGCAAAGAUUCUUGAAGUUGGAAAGGUUCCACAUAACCGAAAACAUGCUGCUUAUCAAGUUCCUUCAAAGAUGUUGAAUGCGUUUACACCAUCCUUAGCGGUAGCAGCUUCUAAAAGCUCUGCUACCGAAAUGGGCAAUCCUGCUGCCUUAGAUACCAACGUAGAUUUAAGGAUGAGGUCUAACAAUCUUUCGUCUACCUUGCAUAAGCUCUAUCUAUGGGAGAAGAAAUUGUUUGAGGAAGUUAAGAUCGAGGAGAAAAUGAGAUUACUCCAUGAAGAGAAGAACAGAAGACUGAAACGCUUGGAUGAGAAGGGUGCCGAACCACAUAAAGUUGAUGCAACAAGAACUUUAGUUAGAAGUCUCUCGACCAAAAUUAGAAUUGCAAUUCAGGUUGUCGAUAAGAUCUCUGUGCAAAUAAACAAAUUGCGAGACGAAGAGUUGUGGCCGCAGCUAAAUCACUUCAUUCAAGGGUUAACAAGGAUGUGGAAAUCGAUGCUCGAGUGCCAUCGUAGUCAAUGUCGAGCCAUUGGAGCUGCUAAACGGUUAGAUGCCAUUGCUUCUCACAAACACUUCAGUGACGACAGUCUUGAAGCCACAUUACAACUCGAACACGAACUUCUUAACUGGACUCUCCGAUUCUCGUGUUGGUUUGGAGCACAAAAGGGUUUCGUGACAUCAUUGAACAAUUGGCUUCUAAAAUGUCUUUUGUACAUCCCUGAAGAGACCGCCGAUGGACCUGUUCCCUUCUCUCCCAGCCGAAUUGGUGCACCAACCGUGUUCAUAAUCUGUAACCAGUGGGCUCAAGCCAUAGACCGAAUCUCCGAUAAGGAAGUGGUGGAAUCAAUGCGAGAUUUUGUGAAAAUCGUUCUUCAGUUAUGGGAACGGGAUAAGAUGGAAAUGCGGAGGAGGUUGGUGAUGCAUAAGAACAUGGAGAGAAAAGUUAAGGAUUUGGAGAAAGAGGAUCAAAAGAUUCAUAAAGAGUUGCAGGUGCUGGAUAAACGUAUAGUUCUUCCUUCCGGAGAAGAUAAUGGUCUCUCGGCUGUGUAUCAGAGCGAGACUAGUAAAAGCGUUAGCGCUCAAACCAAUCUACGACUUCUUUUUGAAGCGAUGGAAAGAUUUACGGCUGCAUCGUUGAAAGCUUGUGAGGAGCUUUUGCUGCGGAUAGAAGAAGAUAAGGUUUCUCGAGAGCAAGAGAGUGUUUCAUGAAGAACCAUGAAUAGAAAUGAGUAAAAUUAGUUCGUCAAGGUUCAACUGGACCAUCUAAACAAGCUCGAGUCCAUCUGGUUGGGUCAAAUGCAUCUGGCAUCCGGUUUGUGUAAAUUGGACAUGACACACGGCUCCCAGGUUCAUUCUUCCGUCGAUCCUUGUGAAUCCCUUCCGCUUGAUGUUCAAGCGUUAAAUCUUGAAUCGGGUUUCUACAUGCAGCGGUGUAUAAAUUGAACCAAGGUCUCCAGAAGCCACAACACAACAACUGGAAGGCGCACCAGGGGAGGUCCGUGGGUGCACCAAGGGACGUCCGUGACUGUGAGUGCACAACACUGUGAAAUAGGACU